Messenger RNA from Parnassius apollo (apollo), 453 nucleotides. Lineage: Eukaryota; Metazoa; Arthropoda; Insecta; Lepidoptera; Papilionidae. The record is from the annotation of a GenBank genome assembly.
AUGCGUUACAUGUGGCCAGUGAAAGUGUGGAACAACGUGAGCAACAUCUGGAGUAUUUACAUCCGCGUGCGUCACAACGCGUGGCCAGUGAAAGAUCUACAACAGCAUGCGUUACAACAUGUGGCCAGUGAAAGUGUGGAACGAUGUGAGCAACAUCUGGAAGAUUUACGCCAGCGUGCGUUACAAUGUGUGGCCACUGAAAGCGUAGAACGACGUGAGCAACGUCUGAAAGGUCUACGCCAGUGUGCGUCACAACGUCUGAAAGACCUACGCCAGUGUGCGUCACAACGUAUGGCCAGUGAAAGCGUAGAACGACGUGAGCAACGUCUGAAAGAUCUACGCCUGCGUGCGUCACAACGUGUGGCCAGUGAAAGCGUAGAACAACGUGAACAACGUCUGGAAAAUCUACGCCGGCGUGCGACACAACAUGUGAAGAAUUUUGCAGAAAAGUAA